AUGGCUCUCUCGGACACGCGCAACUAUGUCCUUGCCAUCGAGAAUAACAAGCAGGAAGCCGAAGAAAUCGCAAAGUCGGCGGCGCAAAAACUCGAGAGUCGCCAGACCACCUUGAUUGAAGUCGUUCAGUCACUCGGCGAGUACAUUAACGACAAUGACGAGAAGAUCCGGUCCCGAGCCAUCUCCUACCUGGUUGCUGUCAUUUCAGCGCUCCCUCCAAAGUACCUCUCCAGACAACAGAUUCAGGUGCUUUGCCAGUUCUUCUGUGAUCGCAUCGAAGAUGGAGGAGCACUUGACGGACUGUCCAAGCUGCAGGGCCUCGAAAGAUUUACAAAUGAGAUGGCUCAAACUGUCGUGAAAGCGAUAUUUGAGCACUUCACAGACUUGCAGACACGUAACCAGGCUGGCAGGUACCGCAUCCUCCAGCUCCUGAACGCACUCUUGGACCACCACCGCAAAGCCAUAAGGGACAUGAAGGAUGAGUCCCUCGUGGGCAUCACGGAUUUGGUGGCGGGUGAAAAGGAUCCUCGGAAUCUGAUGUUGAUCUUCUCCAUGCUCAGGGUGCUCAUGGUUGAAUGGGACAUCAGAGAUCAUGCACAAACCAUGUUCGAUUCGGUAUAUGCUUAUUUUCCUAUCACAUUUCGGCCGCCCCCGAAUGAUCCCUACGGUAUAACAGCCCAGGAUCUGAAAGACAGACUACGGGAAUGUCUGGCUUCUACAGGGGUACUGGCACCCUAUACCUUUCCCAACAUGCUGGAUCGCCUCGACUCUACUUCCCCCACCGUCAAGAAAGAUUGCCUGCAGACUCUGACCGCCUGUGCCACCAAUUAUGAUCCCGAGACUCUGGCCCAAUUCUCAAUACCCCUCUGGGAUGCCGUCAAGUUUGAGGUACUGCAAGCCCAGGAGCCGGAGCUGGCCGAAGAAGCGCUGCACGUCCUUAAAGGUAUUGCUGCCUGCUUAUCCGUCACGGUUAAUGCCUCUCAAAAUCCCACCACGUCGCCACUGCAUCAAUACCUGUCGCCUAUCAAAAAGGAAUGCCUGGAACAUCUGCAAGAGCCUGCGACACGCCAGGCAAAAGCUUCUGGGGACAUUUUGAAAGCAGUGUCAUCCGCCUCGGUCCAAGCUUUUGAAGUUGUGGUCGAAACCGUUGGACCAGCACUGUUAGGUAUCUAUCAGUCUUCGGCGGGCUUGGUGCAACAGCGAGCGAUCUUGGAGGUUGCCAACCAGUUGUUCGAAGCUGCCAUUGAAGUCUAUGGGUCUUGGACAUCUCCAAGCUCUAAAAAUUCCGCAGGGCGACAGAAUCUUGUCGGAGAAUACAAGGACAAAUUUGUGACCCUAUAUAGCCAAGCCUUGAUGGGGACGGUCAAGGAAGAGGUGUCAUUCCGGUUGACAGCUGCAAACGGGCUGUUGCUGGUCUCAAAAAUGAACUCGGUGCUUGCAGAUGACGAGAUCGGUCUUUUCGUCCAAUAUUUCGAUGAUAUUGUCCUCAAAGAGGAGUCCUACGGUCGCGACGAACUGAAAAGGAAAGCCAUGACGGCCUUGGCCGAAAUAUCUCAAUUCAAGCCUAGUUUGAUCUCCAAUAUCUCAUUUCCAGCUUUCAUGGCACGCUUACCUGACUCUGAAGAGGGAGCCCGUACCGCUGAUUUCAGCUCUGUGCUUGAAGGGUUGGCGGAGAUCAGCCUCGAAAAGGAAUUGCUGGGAACACUGAUGAGACGCCUUCUGAACAAAUUGGACAUCCUUUUCAGCUCCAGCCAGGGCCCACCAUAUCCCUACACCUGCCAAAUCUUGGGUACAGUCCUGUACGUUCUGAAUCGCAGCGUCUCGGAACAGAAGGCAACAUUGGAUGCGUAUUUCGAACGGGUGGUCGUGGGACUCUCUCGAAGGAUAUCAGGCGUCAAUCACGGUCCGCUGGCGAAUGAGAACGUGCUGGAUCUACUUGGACGGAUCAUGAAUUUGAUCGUCCGACACUCUGCGGAAGCGGCAGUUCAGCAAACUGCAGAAAACUUCUAUUCCUUCUUCACUCAAUCAUCAGCCAGCGAAGGAUCUCACAGCCUCGUCCACUUAGUCGAUCAGCCUACGCGGACCAUCCUCUCGACAUGGCUGUUGGCAGCUGUUCCCAGAGGCUCGAACUCCUCGCUGCUCACAAAAGACCAGAUUCCCCAGAGUAUCCAAAACUUGGUGUCUUUCGCUUCAAACACUCACAGUGCGGCAGUCACCCAGAGUUGUCUUUCUCAAGUUUCUCUCUACGUCAACAAGCAUAUGGCAACCGCCGAUCUGGGGUAUAUUGACCAAUUGGUCUCACAGAAACUGUCGGCGCUCAAGGACGAACCUAUGGAUGAAACUAAAACGCCCGACUUUGACAUUCGCCUCCUCUUUGCGCUCUUCAAAGCUCUAAUACUCCGAGUUUCCCCACGGACGAACGAGUACCUGGCCAACCUCGUCCAACUCCUUGAUUCGAAGCAGUAUCCACACCAAGUCUCUCAGCUGGCAGCCCGAGGUUUCGCCACCAUUCUGGCGGCUGAUGACAUUUUGUGCAAGCAGAAUGGAGCGCAGAUCAGGUUGCUUGCCCCUCAGCGCGUCUUCCAGACGCUGACGCCGAUGAUUUCCGACAAAUUCAAGACGUCACAGUCAACGCUUGAAAAAGAGAAUUUCCUCGUGGCAAUGAGUGGUAUAAUGGCGUCUGUGCCUUCGGAGAUCGUGAUGCCGGAGCUUCCGACCCUCUUGCCCCUUCUUUUGCAGUCCUUGGACAUUGCAGAUCAGACUGUCAAGAUUGCGACUUUGGAAACGUUCGCGGUUGUUAUAUCCAACAACCCCUCUGCGCUCGAAGAAAGCGGCCACAUACCGGCUCUGGUGAAGCGACUGAUCGCUGUAGCGACGCUGACGAAAUCCAAGGCAGCCGGUCCUGUGAAAUCAGCCUUCCCCGAGAAAGGACUUGCACCCGUACCUCCAACAAAUCUGCCCAAGACCCGGCGUUUGGCGGUCCGCUGUCUCGCUUUGAUGCCCAAAUAUAUCUCAGCAAGCGCAUCCCGAGGCAAUCCUUUGAUUCCACUCAAGCGCGAAGUCCUGCAUGGGCUGACGAAUAUCUUGGAUGACACGAAGCGUGAUGUGAGGAAGGAAGCUGUUGAUGCUAGAGCUGCGUGGCUGAGAGAAGUUGACGAUGCUAAUGAUGACGAUGUAUAG
Fonsecaea nubica is the source of this 3180-nucleotide messenger RNA. RefSeq lists its product as hypothetical. Gene Ontology annotation, biological process: iron-sulfur cluster assembly. The transcript is spliced from 4 exons. Gene Ontology annotation, cellular component: cytosolic [4Fe-4S] assembly targeting complex. NCBI's taxonomy places the organism in Eukaryota, Fungi, Ascomycota, Eurotiomycetes, Chaetothyriales, Herpotrichiellaceae. Bases 1 to 3180 code for a protein of 1059 amino acids. The record is from RefSeq and is a predicted model, not a curated record.